AUGGGUCCACCGCGUCGCAAAGUUCUGGCUACUGCACAGGAGACAUUGACCCCGCCUGAUGAGCUGGCAGACACCCACUCGAUCGUGCGUGCGAUCAAGGCAACUGGCAACAAUAUCUACCUGAUCGAGACUGCCGAUAAGCAGCAGAUGCUCGUGGAGCUACCUGCUAAGUUCCGCUCGACGUUCUGGAUCAAGCGUGGAUCGUACAUGGUGAUCGACACUAAGCCAUCGGAGGAGCGAGAAAACAAGAUCUCUGGCGAGGUUAUCAACAUUGUGCGAGAUGAGAAGGCUUGGCGGAAGGCUCCGUUCUGGCCCAAGGAAUUCGUUAAGCAGCCCGUGGUUGCUGCUACUUCGGACUCCGACUCGGAGGAGGAAUCCCGAGUAGGCAAGAUGCCUUCCUCUGAUGAGUCUGACGCGUGA
Penicillium malachiteum is the source of this 420-nucleotide messenger RNA. Its product is annotated as putative eukaryotic translation initiation factor eIF1a-like protein. Gene Ontology annotation, molecular function: RNA binding; translation initiation factor activity. The record is from RefSeq and is a predicted model, not a curated record. NCBI's taxonomy places the organism in Eukaryota, Fungi, Ascomycota, Eurotiomycetes, Eurotiales, Aspergillaceae. The coding region runs from base 1 to 420 and encodes 139 amino acids. Gene Ontology annotation, biological process: translational initiation. The transcript has 2 exons. Gene Ontology annotation, cellular component: nucleus.